GUCCUUCGUCUCCUUCUGAAAAUCCACGUCGGUCCACGCCAACCCACCCCCGCCGAAUUCAUAGGAUUGAGGAGUCUCCCUGUGUGUUCGCAUUUUCGUUCUUUUAUUUAAAGAAAUUUUCUAGGGUCAUUGGCCCCCUGUGCACAAGAUGGCCGAUUUCCUGCUUUUCGAAAGCCCUGUGGGCUACGGUCUUUUCAAGGUCGCCCACCAGAGCGACACCGUUGGAAACAGUUUGAAGGAAGUUCAGGAGGGUGUGAAUGAUCUCGCAAAGUUUGGAAAGAUGGUCGAUUUGGCCAGUUUUGUGCCUUUUGAGAACAACAAGCAGGCCCUGAGCGAAAUCAACGAUGUUUCGGAAGGUGUCGCUUCGGACACUUUGAUCUCGUUCCUCGAGCUGAACCUUCCCAAGCCUAACAAGAAGAAGAAGGUUGUUCUGGGUGUCGCGGACAAGGCCUUGGCUGGUAGCAUCAAGUCUGCCUUCGACUUCGUGGACUGCGAAACCGGCGACACCAGUGAAGUCGUUCAGGAUAUGCUCCGCGGUACUAGGCUGCAUGCUUCUAAGUUGCUGAAGCAGCUCCGCGAAGGUGAUAUGAACACCGCCCAACUGGGUCUUGGUCACGCUUACUCGCGUGCUAAGGUCAAGUUCUCCGUCCAGCGUGACGACAAUCAUAUCAUCCAGGCCAUUGCUAUCCUGGACGGGCUUGACAAGGCGAUCAACACCUUUGCCAUGCGUGUGCGCGAGUGGUACUCCUGGCAUUUCCCUGAACUGGUCAAGAUUGUUUCGGAUAACCAGCGCUAUGCCCAGCUUGCCCUGUUCAUCCAGGACAAGAAUGAGCUGAACGACGAGAAACUGCACGACCUGGCUGCUCUGGUGGAGGACGAUGAGGGUGUUGCCCAGAGCAUCAUUGAUGCUGCCAAGCACAGCAUGGGUCAGGAGAUUUCCGAGACUGACAUGGAGAACGUCACCUCCUUCGCGCAACGAGUCGUCAGCCUUUCCCAGUACCGCAAGUCCCUGCACUCUUACCUAGUCUCUAAGAUGAAUGUCGUGGCGCCCAACCUUGCUGCCCUGCUCGGUGACAUCGUCGGUGCCCGUCUGAUCUCUCACGCCGGUAGCUUGACCAAUCUGUCCAAGUACCCCGCGUCUACUGUGCAGAUUCUCGGUGCCGAGAAGGCCCUUUUCCGUGCCCUGAAGACCAAGGGUAACACUCCCAAGUAUGGUCUUCUGUACCACUCGUCUUUCAUUGGAAGGGCUGGUCCCAAGAACAAGGGCCGCAUCUCGCGUUUCCUUGCGAACAAGUGCUCCAUCGCCUCCAGAAUUGACAACUUCUCCGAGGAGCCCUCGACCAAGUUCGGCGAGGCCUUGAAGAAGCAGGUUGAGGAGCGUCUUGACUUCUACGCCACUGGUGCUGCCCCCACCAAGAACGAGGUCGCCAUGAAAAAUGCCAUGGACUCGGUCCUUGCUGAUAUGGAAAUCGAUGCUGCCGGCAGUGAUGAGGAGAUGGAAGAUGCCGAUGCCAAGGCUGAAAAGAAGGAGAAGAAGGAGAAGAAGGAAAAGAAGGAGAAGAAGGAGAAGAGCGAGAAGAAGGAGAAGAAGGAGAAGAAGGAGAAGCGCAAGUCCGUCGGCGAUGGCGAAUCCGAGAAGAAGAAGCGGAAGCACGAUACCGACGCCGAGCCGUCCAAGAAGAAGAAGAAGGUAUAAACAUGCCAUGUCUUGGGACACGAGGGCGUCAUUGUCGCGGCGUUGUUGGGUUGAUUUUCUAUUGCCAUUUCUUUCUUGCUUUGUUCCAAUUUACGACCUAAUGGGCUGGGUAUUUGUAAAUUAUUUGAUUGAAGCCUAUGUCGUACUAAAAAGAUAGCUUUCCAAUUUGCUCUUUCAGA
This is a messenger RNA of Aspergillus candidus, 1875 nucleotides long. RefSeq names its product snoRNP complex protein NOP56 (gene sik1). The record is from RefSeq and is a predicted model, not a curated record. Bases 149 to 1696 code for a protein of 515 amino acids. The transcript is spliced from 3 exons. Gene Ontology annotation, molecular function: snoRNA binding. Gene Ontology annotation, cellular component: small-subunit processome; box C/D methylation guide snoRNP complex. NCBI's taxonomy places the organism in Eukaryota, Fungi, Ascomycota, Eurotiomycetes, Eurotiales, Aspergillaceae.